AAUCUUCUUCCUCAACUCUGCCGAGCCACCACUUGGCUUCCAAUAAAUAUUCAAGCCAAAAUAUGUCGUACCUGGGCCCGGGUCUGCAAAAAGCCUUGCCUAGACUCCUCGUCUACUGCUGAAUUUUCCACCUACUCUACAAAAGAGAUACUCGAUCGAGACAAUUUGAUUGACCCAGAGAAAAGUUCGAUUAAUCUUUUGGCCCUUCAGAAAAUUCUGGCCCAACAGGUGACCCUACGAUGCCUGACGAUGGAACAAGAAACGCCAAACGAGGACAAACAAAUCCGAGAGGCAGCCAAUGUUUUGCGCAUCGUUUACUUUGCAAGUCUUUUGGCUGGUCAGAUGGACUCAUCUGAGACGUUGAGGUUGGAGGCUGAGGUUAACGCGUCCUUUGAGAAUGAUAUGCAAGCAUUCUACGCUGCGGUUUGUGAAAUAAGCGGAUUAUUUAUUCAUUACUUAAUAGCUGAUGUUUUAUCUUACAUGCUAAUCUAA
Protopolystoma xenopodis is the source of this 492-nucleotide messenger RNA. Lineage: Eukaryota; Metazoa; Platyhelminthes; Monogenea; Polystomatidea; Polystomatidae. The record is from the annotation of a GenBank genome assembly.